CUUCACGAUGGCUCAUCUGGGAGCCCAUUUUGCCUUUAGAUCCCGCUGGCAGAAGACUGAUGAUGAACUCUGUCGACAUAGCAUGUCCUUUAUCCUUCACAGAGCCAUUCGCAGUGACUUCUUUCAGAGCUAUCUCUACCUGCUAGAAAAAAUAUCCCUGGUGAAACUGUAUGCUUUGACAAGCCAGGUUAUCAACGGUGAGAUGCAGUUCUAUGCCAGAGCUAAACUGUUCUACCAAGAAGUGCCAGCCACAGAAGAGGGUAUGAUGGGAAAUUUCAUUGAACUCUCCAACCCAGAUGUCCAGGCCUCCCGGGAAUUCCUUCGGAAAUUUGUUGGGGGUCCGGGAAAAGCUGGAACGGACUGUGCCUUGGAUUGCGGUUCUGGGAUUGGAAGAGUCAGCAAACAUGUCUUGUUGCCAGUUUUCCACAGCGUGGAAUUAGUGGACAUGAUGGAAUCUUUUCUUCUUGAAGCCCCAAACUACCUGCAGGUCAAAGGGGACAAGGUAGACAGCUACCACUGCUACAGCCUACAAGAAUUUACACCGCCAUUUGGAAAAUAUGAUGUCAUCUGGAUUCAGUGGGUCUCUGGGUAUCUAACUGAUAAGGACCUUCUUGCAUUUCUUUCCCGGUGCGGAGAUGGCCUGAAAGACAACGGUGUCAUCGUACUGAAGGACAAUGUGGCACGGGAGGGCUGUGUUUUCGAUCUCUCAGACAGCAGCGUGACGAGGGACAUGGAUAUCCUCCGGAGCCUCAUGAGGAAGAGUGGGCUGGUGGUGCUGGGUCAGGAGAAGCAGGAGGGUUUCCCCGAGCAUUGCAUCCCGGUGUGGAUGUUCGCUUUGCGCUGCCAUAGGCACUCCUGAAAGGACUGGGUUGAACUGGGCAGUGGUGCUUUGAGAGAGGGUGCCGUUCUUCUAGGUGCUCUCUGUAAUUAUGAGAGGGAUAGAGAGAAGACAUAAUGUAUAAUGGAAAUGACUCGUGAUAUAUAAAGUUUUGACAAGUUUUCAUUAAUGAUAUAAGUGCAUGCACAGUGUGGAUUUUCUGAAAGAAACACUAGGGGAAAAUGUUUUAAGUAUUUGAAUACAUCUAUACUACAAGUGGCACAAAAACAGCAAAGGGAGCAAUGUCUUAAAGUCUAAACUGCCUUGGUUCCUGAAGAUUUGCAUUACAUCAGGGUCUAGGAAGGGUGGGGGAAGUCUGGAGACCCUUCCCCAGUCUCAGGUCAGCAACCUUUGGAACAAAUAGAUAAAAAUACCCCCUUCAUUAAGAGGGAACUGGUCUAAAUAAUCUUGUGAAAACAAGCCCAUUUCUUAAUUUAGUCUUUAGCCUUUCUCUGGGCAGAAAAAGUGAUUGAAUUCACUUUCUAUUUUGGGUCAGUUUCAUUAGCCAGUGAUGUCAUAUGGGGGAAAUUUGAUAACAGAAGUCUGCAGUGAUGGGGAAGUGUCCCCUUUCAGGAAUAAAUAUUGUACCCCUGAAAUUCCAGCCUUGAACAUAUAAGUAAAUGUUGUUAACAGUGUAAUUUUAGCCAUUGGUUUCCAACACUGCUUACUUCGUUGCUGCUGUUCCUGUUCUUUGAUUUAUAUGAGCGUGCAGUGGGAAGUACAGGGCAACAGCCAAGGAAAUGGACAAGGAAA
Molecule: messenger RNA, 1630 nt
Organism: Echinops telfairi (small Madagascar hedgehog)
Lineage: Eukaryota; Metazoa; Chordata; Mammalia; Afrosoricida; Tenrecidae
Gene: NTMT2
Product: N-terminal Xaa-Pro-Lys N-methyltransferase 2
Exons: 4
Coding region: 8-859 (283 amino acids)
Biological process (GO): N-terminal protein amino acid methylation
Cellular component (GO): cytoplasm
Molecular function (GO): N-terminal protein N-methyltransferase activity
Source: RefSeq, a predicted model, not a curated record